UUUUAUCUUCAUUCAACUGUCACUUUUGUCAGCCAUUUUAGUCUGUAGUUCAAAGUUGAUUCAUAGUGAGCAACAAAAGGAUGAGUCAGGUUCUGGAUUUCUUCUUAGGAUACUCUUUACCUAGAAUAUCAAAUUUCCACAAUGGUUGUAAAAAAUUUCAAGAUUUGCGAAAAAUUAGACUGCGUUUGUCGUAUGGGAAAUGUUCUGCAGUUCAAGAAUGUAAAAAGAUUCAAUUUUUACAGCAAGCUUUAAAUUUGGAGCUAGCCGAUUAUGCUGAUUUGCAUUCAAUUCGAGAGGAGUUAAUUUCAGCUGAAUCUUGUGAUGGGAGAGAUUCCGAUAUCUUACCUCAUGUGCAAACCCUUAGAAACUUUCCGGAGGAGGAGUUAUUUGGAAAAGUUGUCAUGGUCAGAUUGGAUUUGACCAUCCUUCUAAGGGAGCAGAAGAAACAGCAGUCUCCAGCAGCUCGUGUGGUUUCAACCAUCAAGUAUCUAUACAAAGCUGGGGCAAAAUUGAUUCUGAUAAGUAGCUGGAGUCUGAGAGCUGACUCGCAGCUUCUCAAAUUGGAGUAUGUUGCAGAAUUUCUAUCGUCAGAACUUGAACUAAAAGUCAUACCAGUGGAGCUUGGUUCUGGUUUUGAGCAGUCCCUGAUGGAAGACAGACAUAAAUCUGACAUCCUUCUUCUUGAGAACCUUUCUCAGUUUAAGCAGGAGCAAGCCAAUUGUUCGGAGUUUGCACGACGCCUAUCAUCUGGUGUGGAUAUCUUUGUUAAUGAUGCAUUUUUUCAAUCACAUAAGAUUCUUGCGUCAAAUGUUGGUAUUACCGGAUUCUGCUAUGCGUCCAUUGCGGGAUUUCACUUUGACGAGGGAAUGUCUCAACUGAAGAAGAUAAUCGAGAUGAAUAAAAGGCCCUAUUUUGCAAUAGUCGGUGGAGCUAAUCUCGCUGGGAAAGCAGCAGCCUUGCAAUUUUUGGCAUCUAGAUGUGACGGCUUAGUGUUUGUUGGAGAUGCUGCAUUUCAAAUAAUGCAUGCUUUUGGAUUACCUGUUCCUAUGGAUUUGGUGGAACAAGAAUCACUAGAGGCAGCCCAUGUGCUAGUUGAGGCUGCAAAGGCAAGAGGAGUAAAAAUCAUAGUACCAAAAGACUUUUGGUGCCUCAAUAAUUACUAUCCGUCGCAGAUGAAGAUUUUUCCUGCUAAUCAUAUCAUGGAUGGAUGGAAACCUGUAGAUGUUGGACCUAACACAUUGGAGGGAAUGAUGUCCGUGCUUUCAAGAUGCAAGAAAAUUUUGUGGAUUGGAGCUUUAAAGUUCAGCUCAUCACAACAAGAAUCUGUUGGAGCAUCCAAAUUAGCUGUGAUGCUUUAUAAUCUUAGUAAAAUGAACUGUGAUCUUAUCAUGGUCGGCAAACAGGCAUGUGAGACAUUUGUUGGGAAAUCAAGCCAUGUAACAGCUGAUAUGAUUGAAAACGCUUCCAUUGUCUGGGAGUUUCUGAAAGGGAGAAAGCUUCAUGGGCUCUUGGCACUAGAUAGAUCAUACCCAUUUGAGUUGAAUUGGGAUGCUAUAUAUGCCAAUACGACCCUACCUCUUGUUGUUGACGUAGGAAGUGGCAACGGCUUAUUUCUGUCCAGAAUGGCAAAGAUGAGGAAGGAUUGGAACUUUCUUGGAAUGGAGAUAAAUGAAAAGUUGGUGAGCCGUUGUCUUGAUCAUGUUUCUCAAUCUGGCAUGACAAAUGAAUACUUCAUAGCAACAAAUGCCACAUCAACAUUCCGGUACAUUGUUUCCAGUUACCCCGGUGAUCUGAUGCUUGUGUCAAUUCAGUGUCCAAAUCCAGAUUUCAAUAAAACAGAACACCGAUGGAGGAUGGUGCAGAGAUCAUUAGUUGAAGCGAUAGCAGACUUGCUGGCUUCUGAUGGGAAGGUAUUUCUCCAAUCUGAUGUAAAAGAAGUUGUAGCGAGAAUGAAAGAAGAAUUUAUGAAAUAUGGCAAAGGAAAGCUCACAGUAGUGCCUCAUUUGGAAGAUAGCACGAGUUUCCGAGAUGGUUGGUUGAAGGAAAAUCCCUUUGGCAUUCGAUCAGAUUGGGAACAACAUGUUAUAGACCGUGAAGCUCCUAUGUACAGAUUACUGCUAUUGAAAUCUUCACCUUCUGGUUGAGAUAGUUGAAACAGGGUGGAUUAUUCAACAAACAAAUUCGCUGAGGUAAAUUUCAUACUAACCUUCCAAGUUGAGUAACUUUCUGAGAGUUUCCGAGAUGGUUGGUUGAAGGAAAAUCCCUUUGGCAUUCGAUCAGAUUGGGAACAACAUGUUAUAGACCGUGAAGCUCCUAUGUACAGAUUACUGCUAUUGAAAUCUUCACCUUCUGGUUGAGAUAGUUGAAACAGGGGGGAUUAUUCAACAAACAAAUUCGCUGAGGUAAAUUUCAUACUAACCUUCCAAGUUGAGUAACUUUCUGAGAGUUUCCGAGAUGGUUGGUUGAAGGAAAAUCCCUUUGGCAUUCGAUCAGAUUGGGAACAACAUGUUAUAGACCGUGAAGCUCCUAUGUACAGAUUACUGCUAUUGAAAUCUUCAGCUUCUGGUUGAGAUAGUUGAAACAGGGUGGAUUAUUCAACAAACAAAUUCGCUGAGAUUGUCUCGGAGUUUGAACAGAGGGCAUAGAGAAAAGAAUGGGAGCUGAAAAACAGUACCAAAACUACACCAAAGUGAGAAGAGUAGGAGAUUCAUUUCACCAUCUUCAGUUAACAUGAUUGAAUUUAUUUUUGAUUCUUUCUGUUCAAACAAAAGUCGAGUUGAUCUCUCAGAUGAUCACUCAACUACUAAUUAUUAUCUCAGAAAGUCACUCUCUUUGUUGAGAAAAUUGAAAUCAAGAAAAAAAGUGACUAUCUGAGAUAAUAUGACCAUGUGAGAAAUCAAGUCGACUUUUGUUUGAAUAGAAAGAAUCAAAAAACACCUCAAGUGAAAUCGCGUCAAAAUACAGGAUUAUAGAUGUUAUACUAUGUACUAAUUAGUUGAUUUUCCCAUUCAGAGAUCAAAAUACACAACUAAGUUAGAAGUACGAAUUCAUUUUGUUAUGCCUUCUUGGUGUUGAUUGAUACUGGUCGCACCGACAAUGUUACGAUUACUUAGGCUAUCAGUAUAUUUUAACUUAUUUUACAAAGAUAAUAAAAGUUUAUUUCAUUAGUUAAAACCAUUAGAGAGAGAGAGAGAGAUACUCUUGCUUAUAUAAUUUUUAUCCAUACGUUUUGAUUGACGUUCA
This is a messenger RNA of Solanum dulcamara, 3243 nucleotides long. Its product is annotated as phosphoglycerate kinase, cytosolic-like. The record is from RefSeq and is a predicted model, not a curated record. The coding region runs from base 81 to 2144 and encodes 687 amino acids. NCBI's taxonomy places the organism in Eukaryota, Viridiplantae, Streptophyta, Magnoliopsida, Solanales, Solanaceae. Gene Ontology annotation, biological process: glycolytic process; gluconeogenesis; tRNA modification. Gene Ontology annotation, cellular component: cytosol. Gene Ontology annotation, molecular function: phosphoglycerate kinase activity; ATP binding; tRNA (guanine(46)-N7)-methyltransferase activity. The transcript has 15 exons.